CCGCUGCUGCUGCCGCUGCUUGCCCCUGCGCGUUCUCCGGGGGAGGAGUCGGAGGCGGAGAAGAAGGCGGUGGUGGCGGGUGGAGGAUCGAGCGCUGUUCUCGCUCCGGAGCACUGCACAUUCGGGACAUUCUGCAGCUUAUCCAUUGUGUGAGUUAAAACGAAAUCACAUCCAUAAUUCCACUGAACUGGUCACACAAAAACUGCCACAUAUGUCACUGUACGCUGAAAAAGAGCCUGCAGCAAUGGAUCAAGAAUCCAACAAAGCUGCAUGGCCUAAACCAGCAGGAGGGUAUCAGACAAUUACAGGCAGGAGAUACGGAAGAAGGCAUGCGUAUGUCAGUUUCAAACCAUGUAUGACCAGGCAUGAAAGAAGUUUAGGUCGGGCUGGUGAUGACUAUGAAGUGUUGGAACUAGAUGAUGUUCCAAAGGAAAAUUCCUCAGGUUCCAGUCCAUUGGAUCAAGUUCAUUCUUCCUUAUCCAGCGAACCUUUAUUUAAAAAAAGUGAAACGGAACUCGCCAUUUGUGUGACAACACUGAAUCAAACCAUUGAGAAUAGCCCAUCCUUUGCUGCAGCACAUCAUAGUGAGGAAGGCAGGGAGACCUUAGGAAGCAGUACAAAUCUUCAUAAUCACUCUGAGGGAGAGUAUGUUCCAGAAGCUUGUAACAGUUCUGGUGUCCAAAAUGGAAAUACAGUGGUUCAUAUUGACUUUUAUGAUGCAGAUGCCAAACACGGAGAGGAUAAUGACCGUCUUCAGCUUUCUACAGAAGUUGUGGAAGGUGGUAGAUAUCAGGAAGCACUGGGCAAUACAGUGUUUGAGUUGGAAAAUGGAGAAGUAGAGGCAUAUACAGGUAUUUCACCACCAGUUCCCGCUCUCAACUGUGAAAUAAGAGAAGCAUUUGAAGAGUUAGAUUCAGCACCUUUCGUGAAAAGUUCUACUGGUGAUGCUGAAUUUGUCCAUCAAAACAACCAAGAAUUUCGUAGCUCCUCUUCUGAAGAUGAGGUUGUUAGAAAGAAACAACAAAAUAAUACUAGCCAGGAGAGACAGAGUGAAAAUUCAACUGAAGAUUCAGCUUGGGCAUCAGGGCAUAUUUGUAGCGAACAAAAUACUAGUGAUAGGAAAAAUAACCAGGAAAGGUCUCCUGAACAGGUAGUGAGGCCAAAAGUUAGAAAACUGGUAAGUUCAAGCCAGGUGGACCAAGAAACAGGAUUUAAUAGGCAUGAGGCUAAACAAAGAAGUGUUCAAAGGUGGAAGGAAGCUUUGGAAGUUGAGGAAAGCAGCUCAGAUGACCUCUUAAUAAAAUGUGAAGAUUAUGAUGGAGAACAUGACUGUAUGUUCUUGGAUCCACCUUUUGGUGGAAUUAUACAAAUAGAACCAGAAGAUGACCAGACAAUACCAGAAAGUGGAGCCACAGCAGGAAGGCAAGAAGUUGCAGAUAACACCUUUUGGAAUGGCUGUGGAGAUUAUUACCAACUGUAUGACAAAGAUGAAGAUAGUUCAGAAUGCAGUGAUGGGGAAUGGUCUGCUUCUUUGCCUCAUCGAUUUUCUGGUACAGAAAAAGAUCAGUCUUCAAGUGAUGAAAGCUGGGAGACUCUACCAGGAAGAGAUGAGAAUGAACCUGAAUUACACAGUGAUAGCAGUGGCCCUGAAGAAGAAAACCAAGAAAUAUCUCUUCAAGAAGGGGAACAGACAUCCUUAGAAGAGGGAGAAAUUCCUUGGUUACAAUAUAAUGAAGUGAACGAAAGCAGCAGUGAUGAGGGAAAUGAACCUGCCAAUGAAUUUGCACAACCAGAAGCUUUCAUGCUGGAUGGUAACAAUAACCUUGAGGAUGACUCCAGUGUAAGUGAAGACUUGGAUGUGGACUGGAGCCUGUUUGAUGGAUUUGCAGAUGGACUAGGAGUUGCUGAAGCUAUUUCUUAUGUGGAUCCUCAGUUCCUCACCUACAUGGCACUAGAAGAACGCUUAGCCCAGGCUAUGGAGACUGCCUUGGCACACUUAGAGUCUCUUGCAGUGGAUGUUGAGGUGGCCAAUCCACCAGCCAGUAAGGAGAGCAUUGAUGGUCUUCCAGAGACCCUUGUUCUUGAAGAUCACACUGCUAUUGGUCAGGAGCAGUGUUGUCCAAUCUGUUGUAGUGAGUAUAUAAAGGAUGACAUAGCAACAGAGUUACCCUGUCACCAUUUCUUUCACAAGCCUUGUGUAUCAAUUUGGCUACAGAAGUCAGGAACAUGCCCUGUGUGCCGCCGUCAUUUCCCACCUGCAGUUCUCGAAGCCUCGGCAGCUGCUGCUUCUGAGCCUGAUCACGAUUCCCCACCUUCAAAUGACAGCACUGCAGAAGCCUCCUAAACCUGAACAGCUGAAGAGAUCAACCAGUCUAUCAAAGUAGAGCUGCAAAUUCCUUCUGAAUCUGAUGUGCAAAUACUUAUAUAUAAAUAUAUUUAAAAUGCUUUAUAUAGUAUAUGCCAUAGUUUAGAAAGAGGAUAGUAACCUUUCUAAACUGAAUUUAGGUUUGCGGAAAAUACUAAACAUUUUCAAGCUGAAUGUUGAAACAGUGCGUUUUCUUUAGUUGAAGAUGUUGAUAUUAAUUGUAAAGUCAAGUUUAUCAGUUAACUCUCUUCGGAAGAAAUAAUCACCUAUGUGGCACAUAUUAUUGGUUUUGUCUAAAGCACUGCCACUAAGUGAUUAUGAAUAAGCUCUCCUAUUUGCAUCAAAUGACUUUGUGAUCACAAGAACAGUAGACUUUGGUUUCAUUGGAAAUAAAAAGAAUUCUAAAGCAUGCUUUCCAUGGUCCCUUUGCUUUUGCUAUAUCAGAACCUCUUGGUUCAUAAUACUGAGUGUUUGUUUUGUUUUAAGAAAGGAAUCAUUCAUCUUUGUUUAAAAUUGAGACUUUUUAGAGGCUAAAAUUCUGGCCAGAACAUCACAAAAUUUUUAAAUCUUAGCUAUAAUUCCCCUGAAAUGGUCAGGCGAUAAAAUAAAUUAGUAAAUAUGUAGAUGUACCUUAAUGACUAAUGCUGAAAACAGGUUAGUACAGCAUUGGAAGAAUCUUGUAUGCUCAUUGCCUAAUACAGUGAAAUAAAUUAGAUGGCCUUAGGAAAUUUUUCCUAAGCUCUUACUCAGCCUGUUUCU
Molecule: messenger RNA, 3124 nt
Organism: Orycteropus afer afer
Lineage: Eukaryota; Metazoa; Chordata; Mammalia; Tubulidentata; Orycteropodidae
Gene: PJA2
Product: praja ring finger ubiquitin ligase 2
Source: RefSeq, a predicted model, not a curated record